Molecule: messenger RNA, 2430 nt
Organism: Puccinia triticina
Lineage: Eukaryota; Fungi; Basidiomycota; Pucciniomycetes; Pucciniales; Pucciniaceae
Exons: 8
Coding region: 1-2430 (809 amino acids)
Biological process (GO): NADP+ biosynthetic process; NAD+ metabolic process
Molecular function (GO): NAD+ kinase activity
Source: RefSeq, a predicted model, not a curated record
AUGACAGCCAGUCUGAUCAGGAUUCAGGAGAGCACCGGGUGGUUGGCGCCGUUUCCCGUGGUCAUCGACUCCCAGAUUGUUCCCUAUUUAAACAUUUUUCGAUUUUUCUGUACUUGUACGACCACCAGCAUGGCGCCCUCCUCAGCCAACCCCUCCAGCUCAGCAUCAGCCUCGACGGCCAGCACCCACCAGCAGACCAACAGUCUGGCCAGGUUCCACGACAGAGCACCCACACCCAACUCGCCAUGCUUUGUCCACUCCCAUCUCGACCCUGGAAACAACCCUGGCAUAUCUCGCAGCCUGACCAGACACGAACGCUCCCGAAGCAGACAGUUCAAUCCGCCACUGCCAACGAUCCCGCAAAGCUAUCCCUCGCCCGGCUUCUCACCUAACACCCCCCGGCCGAACUCGAUCUCCCAGGGGAUUGGAAGCAUGACCAUCCCAGACCACCAGAACUAUGCCUAUCGGCAGGAUAGAGACGAUGGCCUGGACGAGAAGGAAGGGGAUGAAGACGAAUAUGAUGAUGAAGACGACGACGACGACGACGACGACGAGAACCACGAGAGUAUGACCCGUCAACUAGCCGAGACUGCAACGAGCGUCCGAGAGAUGUCCAAGCAGCUCGGCCGGACUCGGAUCAAAACGGCCAUCCAGAGCGUCUUGAUCAUCACCAAGGCUAGAGAUAACCAUCUGAUUCGCCUGACUCGAGAAUUGGUCAUCUCACUUUCCCGGGAAUCCCUCCAACCGCCGAUCACACAGUCCCUCCAGAGGUCGAGCUCAACCAACCAAUCCAAGCCCUUGGUGAUCUAUGUCGACCACCAAUUACGCCACUCCACCCGCUUCGAUCGGCCGGGCUUAGAGAGGGACUAUCCCGAUUGGUUCCGCCCCCUGUCCCCGUGCAAUCGCUUCAAGCGCCGCCUCUCCCGCACAAACUCCGUCUCAUCCCUCAACUCCAUCCACUCCAACAUCAGCAGUCACAGCUCCGCUUCCAACUCGACCACCGACUCUUUCCUGCAAGAUGACGGAAGACUCCGUUAUUGGACUCCAGAGAUGUGUGCUAAAUCACCAGAGCUCUUUGAUUUGGUAAUCACCCUUGGUGGAGACGGUACGGUCCUGUUUGCUUCCUGGUUAUUCCAACGAGUCGUUCCGCCGAUCAUCUCAUUUGCACUUGGCUCACUUGGUUUCCUUACGAACUUUGACUACGCCGACCACCAGAAGGUCUUACAUGAAGCCAUCAAACGGGGCGUGCGGAUCAACCUGCGGAUGCGCUUCAACUGUACGGUCUAUCGGGCCAGUGUUGGCCCCACUAAACGUCGGGCGGUCAGGUCGGGCAAGACCGGCGAGAUCUUCAUGAACAUCCUCGGCAAGUCGGGCUGGGAGGCCCUCGAGAACGGUUCGGCGCCUUCUAACCAACGCUCAGCCUCUCGUUCAGCUGCCAAGGACGAUAAGGAGAUUGUCUGUUUUAGUACUUACCCCGCUGAGUCAUUCGAAGUCUUGAACGAACUGGUCGUCGAUCGCGGACCGAGUCCGUAUGUGAGCUUGCUAGAGCUCUUUGGCGACGAUCAUCACAUGACCACUGUCCAAGCUGAUGGUUUAACGGUCUCAACACCCACUGGCUCUACGGCCUACUCUUUAUCUGCCGGUGGCUCCCUCGUCCAUCCCGAAAUUCCUGCGAUGUUGAUUACCCCCAUCUGUCCUCACACUCUCUCCUUUCGACCGAUGUUACUCCCGGAUACGAUGGAACUGAGGAUUUGCGUGCCGUACACAUCCCGCAGUACUGCUUGGGCUAGUUUUGAUGGGAGAGGAAGGGUGGAACUACGUCAGGGCGAUCACAUCAAGGUUACAGCCUCAGCAUACCCUUUCCCGACGGUCUGUGGCGUGAGCCAAUCGAUAGAUUGGUUCCAUGCGAUUUCGAGGACGUUGAAGUGGAACGAGCGGGAGCGCCAGAAAUCGUUUGUGGUGAUCGAGGAGGACCAAGCGCAAGCGUCCAGCAGCAGAGUGCCCGGUGCAACAAGUCAAUCGUCCAGCUCCCAAGCGGUUGCGGCGGCGGCACCUGAGCACAUGAUGAAGCAUGAAGAGUUCGAUGACGACGAGCUGGAGGAAUACGAUAUCGACGACGUCGCUCCCAGCGUUUCGUUGGUCGACGACGGACCAUCGGCCGGCCAUGCCCCUUUCGCCCACCCCAUGGAUCCUGCCGGGAUCACGAGGCGGAGACUCGACCAGCGUAACGCCGACCAGAUGACGUCCUCCUCGGAUAUCAGCUCCCAAGGCGCGAGCACCCUCAGGAACUCCUCAGCCGACCCCCCGCCUCCUCCGAUCAUCAGUCAUGAACGGCUCCCCCCGAAAAUCAGCAAUCCUAAUCUCAAGGCGUUCGCUGUCUGGGGCCUCGACUCUAGCAGCUCCUCCGACGGCUCGUCUAGCGAAUCUUGA